Molecule: messenger RNA, 3397 nt
Organism: Carassius auratus (goldfish)
Lineage: Eukaryota; Metazoa; Chordata; Actinopteri; Cypriniformes; Cyprinidae
Product: NLR family CARD domain-containing protein 3-like
Exons: 5
Coding region: 706-3372 (888 amino acids)
Molecular function (GO): protein binding
Source: RefSeq, a predicted model, not a curated record
ACAAAACGGGUGCAAAAUAUAUGACAAGUGAGUCAUUUAAAAGUGGUUCAACAACAAAAAAAAAGAACCUGUCAUCGUUAACUUACCCUUAUCAUGUCAAUCCAGAAGAACUUUCACCUUCGUUUCAUAUGACUCAAAAGGAAAUGUUGUAGAAUGUUUCUGCUCCUCUUUUCCAUUCAAUUAAAGUAAAUGGGUUGGCCACUCAUGAGCACAAAAAUUAUAAAAAAUGUGUAAAAAUACCAUGAUAAUACUCUGUAUAAGCUGUAUUGCAAUUCUUUCGAUACCUUUUUGCUCAGUGUGAUGAAAAUCCAAAUUUGAGCUUAAUGGAUUCCUUGCACUGAGAUUUGUGAUGCACCUGUUUUCCAAUAGUAUACCUCAAUAGUUUCCAGUUAUAAUCUAGAUAUUUUCAGGGACACAAUCUGUAUUAAGUAGAUGUGCAUGUAGUCCACAGCACAUGUCCCAAUUUUUUUAUUGUAUGGAAAAGAAUAGAAUCAGUCCAAAUGUGAUGUUUGUAUGCAAAUUCUGAAAGAUUUAGUCCCUAUGAGCUUUGCAUUAGCAUUCUUUCUGUGAUCAGACAGGUCAUAUAAUACACUUAGAUGUUUUCUACAUUCACACAGAGUUGAGGUAAAUAAAGACUUGCAACAGAAUUGUCACCAACCAGUGGAUGAUGUUCUACAAAGAGUUAAAGAGAUUCACAAAACUGGCAUGAGGAAAAAGUAUGAGCACGUAUUUGAGGGACUCAAAAUACAAGAGAAUGAAACUCUACUGAACAUGAUUUAUACACAUCUGUACAUAAUAGAGGGAGAAUAUGAAGGGGUGAAUGAAGAACAUGAGGUUUUACACAUGGAGAAAACACCCAGAACACAAAACUCACAAGACACCCCAAUCUACUGCAAUCACAUAUUUGACGCUUCAAUUAAACAAGCAAAAAUAAAGACUGUUCUCACUAAAGGCAUUGCUGGAAUUGGAAAAACAGUCUCUGUGCAGAAGUUCAUUCUGGAUUGGGCCGAGGGAAAAGCCAAUCAGGAUGUAGAUUUCAUGUUUGUGCUUCCAUUUCGAGAGAUUAACUUGGUAAAAGAGCAGCGGUAUAGUCUUCACAAACUUCUUCUGACCUUCUACCCUGAGCUUCAAAAUCUGGACUCAAAGACUUAUGCUGAGAGUAAAGUGGUGUUCAUCUUUGAUGGUUUGGAUGAAAGCAGAAUUUCGCUCUUUUUAGACACUGACACAGUUUCUGAUGUGCAUGAGUUUUCACUGGUGGGUGUGCUGAUGUCAAACCUCAUGAAAGGAGAGCUACUUCCCACUGCUCUCAUCUGGAUCACCUCUAGACCAGCAGCAGCCAGCCAGAUCCCCUCAAAAUACAUCAACCGUGUGACUGAAAUUCAGGGAUUCAAUGACUCUCAGAAGGAACAAUAUUUCAGGAAGAGAAUUAGUGAUGAGCAUCAAGCCAGUAGAAUCAUUUCACACAUUAGAAAAACGAGAAGCCUUCACAUUAUGUGUCACAUACCAGUCUUCUGCUGGAUCUCAGCCACUGUGCUUCAGAACCUCUUGAAACAAGAUGACAGUGCAGAAAUCCCUCAAACUCUGACAGAAAUGUACAUACACUUCCUGAUCAUUCAGAUAAAUGUUAAGAACCAAAAGUAUAAUGGGUCAGAUCCAAAAACCCUGCAGUCCAACAAAAAAUUCAUCUUGAAACUUGCUGAACUGGCUUACAAGCAGCUGAUGAAGGGCAAUAUCAUGUUCUAUGAGGAGGAUCUGAAAGAGUGCAGCAUAAAUGACACUGAUGCCUCAGUGUAUUCUGGGAUUUGCACUGAAAUUUUCAGGGAGGAAGCUGUUGUUAAUGCGAGAAAAGUCUACUGCUUUAUACAUCUAAGUUUUCAAGAGUUUCUUGCUGCAUUUAAUGUAUUUUACUACUAUGUGAAUGUGACUAUGGAGGUGCUGAGUUGUUUUACCGCACUGCAUCGCUUGUUUAAAGGGGUAGUAGACAAAGCUUUAGAAAGUCAGAAUGGGCAAUUUGAUCUUUUCCUUCGAUUCCUUUUGGGCAUCUCACUGGAGUCCAAUCAAGGACUUUUAUAUGGUCUUUUGGCUCACACUGAGAGCAGCUCUGAGAGCAUAAAAGAAAUCACAAAGUACAUUAAACAGAAAAUCAAAAAGGAUCCUCAUCUGUCAGCAGAUAGAUCCAUCUGCCUGUUCCUCUGUCUGCUGGAAGUCAAAGAUCAGACUCUUUACAGAGAGAUCCAGGAGUUUCUGACCUCAGCGAAACACUCAGAGAAGAAACUCUAUCCUGGACACUGCUCAGCAAUAGCCUAUAUGCUUCAGAUGUCAGACGAGGUGAUGGAUGAGCUGGAUCUUAAGAAAUACAACACAUCAGAGGAAGGUAGAAAGAGACUUAUACCAGCUAUGAGGAACUGCAGAAAAGCUCUGUUUUCUGGCUGUGAUCUCAUUGAUCAGUGCUGUGAAUCUAUAGCUUCAGCUCUGCAAUCAGCUGACUGUCCCCUGAGAGAACUGGACAUGAGUAACAAUGACCUGCAGGAUUCAGGAGUGAAGCUACUCUGUGAUGGACUGAAGAAUCCUAACUGUCCACUAGAAACACUCAGAUUGUCUGGCUGUAUGGUGACAGAGGAAGGCUGCUCAUACCUGACAUCAGCUCUGAGUUCAAAUCCCUCAUACCUAAGAGAGCUGGAUCUGAGCUAUAAUCACCCAGGAGAUUCAGGAGUGAAGUUGCUAUCAGAUCUAAUGCAGAAUCCAAACAUCAAGUUGGAGAAACUCAAUUUGGAACAUGGAGAUCAGAUCAGAAUCACACCUGGCCUACGGAAAUAUUCAUGUGAUAUCACAUUGGAUCCAAACACAGCACACACUCAGCUCAUCCUGUCUGAGGGCUACACAAAAGUGACAUAUGUGAAAGAGAAGCAAUUGUAUCCUGAUCAUCUGGAGAGAUUUGAGAACUUCGAGCAGGUUCUGAGCAAAGAGAGUCUGUCUGGACGAUGUUACUGGGAGGCUGAAUGGAGCGGACAGGCUGUUAUAGCAGUGUCGUAUAAAGGAAUCAGCAGGAAAGGAGGAAGAGAAUGUCGGUUUGGACUCAAUGAAAAAUCUUGGAUUCUGUUCAACUCUGAUAACAGAUUUACUGCCUGUCAUAAUAAUAAGAGACACGAUGUACCAGCCCCUUCACCUCCCUCUACUAGAGUUGGCCUGUUUGUAGACUUGCUGGGUGGCGUUCUGUCCUUCUACAGUGUCUCUGACACACUCACACACUUACACACAUUUCACUGCACUUUCACAGAGCCUCUCUAUGCAGGAUUUUUACUUGACUUGGGAUCCUCAGCAUCUCUGUUCCCUGUCAGGGACAAUAGGCACAUCAGUCACACAACUGGGUGAAUUUUUUUUAGAAUACUUAGCUUUU